Messenger RNA from Bactrocera tryoni, 1096 nucleotides. RefSeq names its product ribose-5-phosphate isomerase (gene Rpi). The coding region runs from base 112 to 948 and encodes 278 amino acids. Lineage: Eukaryota; Metazoa; Arthropoda; Insecta; Diptera; Tephritidae. The transcript has a single exon. The record is from RefSeq and is a predicted model, not a curated record. Gene Ontology annotation, molecular function: ribose-5-phosphate isomerase activity. Gene Ontology annotation, biological process: pentose-phosphate shunt, non-oxidative branch; D-ribose metabolic process. Gene Ontology annotation, cellular component: intracellular membrane-bounded organelle.
CCAAGUUCAUUCAAUAACUUCAGUAAACUGUUUUGGUUACAUAUAUCUAAAGUUUAUACUUGUUCUGCUUUUAAUAACUAAUAUUAAUUGCAUUGCAUUUAACGCCAGCACAUGACAAGGACGCCAGUGAUAAGUUUACUAAAAGUAGUUCACUACAAUUGUAGUCACCAAAAAUUCACAAGGAAAACACUAAGCAGCUUCUCAAAAACAGUCUUGCAAACGACCGCCUCAAGUUCAAAUAUGUCAUUGAACGAAGCAAAACGCAUUGCCGCUCACCGCGCCGUCGACGAGUGGGUAAAGACAAAUACCGUCAUAGGUAUUGGCAGUGGUUCAACCGUGGUAUUUGCUGUGGAACGCCUUGCUGAACGAGUGCAAAAAGAAGGUUUGAAGGUGACAUGUGUGCCUACCAGCUUUCAAGCACGCCAGCUCAUUGUGGAAAAUAAUUUGGUACUCGGUGAUUUAGACCGCAAUCCUAAACUUGCAGUAGCAAUUGAUGGUGCAGAUGAAGUGGAUCGGAAUAUGGUACUUAUAAAAGGUGGUGGCGGUUGUUUAUUGCAGGAAAAAAUUGUAGCAUCAUGCGCGGAAAAGUUGAUAAUAAUAGCAGAUUAUACAAAAAAUUCAGAACAUUUGGGUGAACAGUACAAAAAGGGCAUACCCAUUGAAGUAGUGCCAAUGGCGUAUGUGCCGAUAAAAGAGCGCAUUGCUGCUAAAUAUGGCGGAGAACUCAAACUUCGCAUGGCAGUGGCUAAGGCCGGACCUUGCGUAACGGACAAUGGCAAUUUCAUACUCGAUUGGCAUUUCAAGCAAAAUUGCGACUGUGACUGGGCAAAGGUUAACAGCGAAUUGCUGCAAAUACCGGGAGUAGUCGAAACGGGAUUAUUUGUGAAUAUGGCAACAAAAGCUUAUUUCGGCAUGAAUGAUGGUAGCGUUAAGACACAGGAUAAAUAAUUUACUUAAUGUAUGAAUGAACAAUCUAAACACUCAGGAUAAAAUUUGCGAAUUUAGAAGAUAUUAUGGAUGUACUUAGUUUUUAAAUUUUUAUGUUCCUAAAUUUUUUACAUUUCUUGACACAUAAGCGAAAAUAAAAUACAAAACG